GAAGAAGACAACAAUUAACUCCCCAACCUUUGGCCCCUCAAUUUCUCUCAUACCAAAACCAUUUAACCUUCAAAUUUCCUCUCUCUAGACCUCCCUGAAUCUCUGCUCUAUCUUGCAUCCCCACAUUAGAUUUUGUGAACUAAAUUCUGUGAACAAAAUGAAGGGAAUGAAAGGGAAGCUUCUAAAGAAGUUGAAGUCGAUCAAAUCAAUUGGGUAUUUGAAGCCAGACCGAGUCCUUCAUGUGAGCGCAUUAGAUGGAUAUAUCUAUACUUCGCCAUCGAAAUCAGCUUCCAAAGUUCAGACCCACUUGGUGUUUGAAGAAGAAGAGUCGAAUAAGAUCGUUCAGAGCACUGUACCGGUUCAGGAACCUGAGGUAAUCGAUGUGUCGGAGCUAAUGAGAGACCUUGAAGAUGAAGAAUUGGAGUUUGAUGAAGAUAUUAACGACAAAGAGAACAUUAGGCCAGAAACAAUUUCAAAAAAUCCAGUUGUGUGGAAGGAUGAUAACAGAGAAAUAUUGAGUUUAUCAAAGCCACAGCCUGGAAAUUUGGAAGCUCCGGAAUUGAGAGAAUCACGAGGAGGGGAGAGAAAACAUGGCCCUUUAUCGGAGAUUGACAUCUCAUCUUUCCGGGGACCGGACUUAGACUCGGGCACCCUUUUUGAUCCCAACCUUUUAGCAGCUUUUGAGCAAGCAGUUAUGGAAGUUAAAGCCGAAGAAGCAGAGAGAAGAGCCAAGAUUGAGGAAAAGAUCCGCAGAAGCAUUGAAGAAGAACCUCCUUUAAAAGCUCGAAAAAUCGAGGAAAGUACAAACCCCCUAUUAGAUUUCGAAGAAAAUUGCCCACCGGGGGGUGAUGACUCAGUAAUUCUAUACACAACAGGCCUUAGAGGGAUAAGGAAGACGUUCGAGGACUGUCAUAGUGUGAAGUUUUUAUUAGAAAGUUUUCGGGUUUUGUACUACGAGAGGGAUGUGUCGAUGCACUUGGAGUUUAAGGAGGAAAUGUGGAGGAUUUUGGGUGGAAAAGUGGUACCACCAAGACUAUUUAUCAAGGGAAGGUACAUUGGUGGAGCUGAAGAAGUGUUGCGGUUGCAUGAGCAAGGGAAGCUUAGGCCACUCUUUGAAGGUGUUCCGAUUGAUCAGUCCGAGGGGCCGUGUGAAGGGUGUGCUGGGAUUCGAUUUGUGAUGUGUUUCAAUUGCAAUGGCAGCCAGAAGAUUGUUCUUGGUGGCGACGGGGAGGCGAUGAAGUGUCCGGAAUGUAAUGAGAAUGGAUUAAUCAAAUGCCCCAUUUGCUGCUGAAUUAUGCAUCAUAUUGGUUGUUAUUUUCUUAUGAUGACAUAUUGCUACUUCUUCAUAUUCUUUGAUUUGUAUUGGAGCAGAACAAGGAGUGUAAGUGUUUUGUGUACUUUUCUGAGGAUGGGAAUAAGG
Ilex paraguariensis (yerba mate) is the source of this 1420-nucleotide messenger RNA. The record is from the annotation of a GenBank genome assembly. NCBI's taxonomy places the organism in Eukaryota, Viridiplantae, Streptophyta, Magnoliopsida, Aquifoliales, Aquifoliaceae.